GGCGGUUGCCAGGGCGACCGGAGCUUGCGGGGAGCUGCGGGCUCUCGGGAUCGGCGACGCAGCCCAAGUUUCCCGUGGUGGACUCUGAGAGUUGGGGGCGUUUGCAGAAUGUUCUUUUACCUGAGCAAGAAAAUUGCCAUUCCCAGUAAUGUGAAGCUGAAAUGCGUAUCUUGGAACAAGGACCAGGGAUACAUAGCCUGCGGUGGUGAAGAUGGAUUGCUCAAAGUCCUGAAAUUAGAAUCGCAGACAGAUGAUGCAAAAUUGAGGGGUAGUUCUACCCCUAGUAACCUUUCAAUGAAUCAGAAUCUCGAAGGUCAUAGUGGUGCUGUUCAAGUUAUAACUUGGAACGAACAAUAUCAGAAGUUGACUACCAGUGAUGAAAAUGGGCUUAUUAUUGUUUGGAUGUUAUACAAAGGCUCUUGGUAUGAGGAGAUGAUCAACAACAGAAAUAAGUCAGUGGUUCGGAGUAUGAGCUGGAAUGCGGAUGGGCAGAAGAUCUGCAUCGUCUAUGAGGACGGGGCUGUGAUAGUCGGCUCUGUCGAUGGUAACCGCAUUUGGGGAAAAGAUCUGAAGGGGAUCCAGUUAUGCCAUGUAGCAUGGUCUGCAGACAGUAAAGUCUUACUUUUUGGAAUGGCAAAUGGGGAAAUACACAUUUAUGAUAACCAAGGGAAUUUUAUAAUGAAAAUGAAGCUGAAUUGUUUGGUGAACGUCACCGGGGCCAUCAGCAUCGCUGGAAUUCACUGGUACCACGGCGCGGAAGGUUACGUGGAGCCAGACUGCCCCUGUCUUGCCAUUUGUUUCGACAAUGGGAGAUGCCAGAUAAUGAGACACGAGAACGACCAAAACCCGGUUCUGGUGGACACUGGCAUGUAUGUGGUGAGCAUCCAGUGGAACCACACGGGCAGCGUCUUAGCGGUGGCCGGCUCCCAGAGGACCACCAGUCAGGACAAAGAUAUCAACAUGGUGCAGUUUUUCACCCCCUUUGGCGAGCAUCUAGGUGUUCUGAAGGUUCCUGGAAAGCAAUUGACUGCACUUUCUUGGGAAGGAGGUGGAUUGAAAAUUGCACUAGCUGUUGAUUCUUUUAUCUAUUUUGCAAAUAUUCGACCUGAUUAUAAGUGGGGGUACUGCUCAAAUACUGUUGUCUAUGCGUAUACCAGACCUGAUCGUCCAGAGUAUUGUGUCAUCUUUUGGGAUACAAAAAAUAAUGAGAAAUAUGUCAAAUAUGUGAAGAGUCUCAUUUCUAUUACUACUUGUGGAGAUUUCUGCAUCUUGGCUACAAAAGCAGAUGAAAAUCAUCCUCAGUAUGUGCUAGUUCUUUGUAAUUCUAUUGGCACACCCUUGGAUCCUAAAUACAUUGAUAUUGUACCAUUAUUUGUUACAAUGACAAAAACCCACGUGAUCGCAGCUUCUAAAGAAGCAUUUUAUACCUGGCAAUAUCGUGUGGCAAAGAAACUCACAGCACUGGAAAUUAAUCAGAUCAUGCGAUCUCGAAAAGAAGGCAGAGAAAGAAUUUAUCAUGUCGAUGAUACUCCUUCUGGAUCAGGGGAUGGUGCGCUUGACUACAGUAAAGCCAUCCAAAGCACAAGGGAUCCAAUUUGUGCCAUAACUGCAUCUGAUAAGACGCUGAUUGUGGGUCGUGAAUCUGGCACCAUUCAGAGAUACAGUCUUCCUAAUGUUGGUUUUAUUCAAAGAUACUCCCUUAAUUGUCGAGCCUACCAGCUCUCCUUGAAUUGCAACUCUAGCCGUCUGGCUAUCAUAGACAUCUCUGGAGUCCUCACCUUCUUCGACCUGGAUGCUCGGGUAACAGACAGUACAGGACAGCAGGUGACAGGCGAAUUGCAAAAACUGGAGAGAAAAGAUGUCUGGGACAUGAAGUGGGCGAAAGAUAAUCCUGAUUUGUUUGCAAUGAUGGAGAAGACCAGAAUGUAUGUUUUCAGGAACUUGGACCCAGAGGAACCCAUUCAGACUUCUGGAUAUAUUUGUAACUUCGAGGACUUAGAAAUUAAAUCUGUUCUUUUGGAUGAGAUCUUAAAGAAUCCAGAACACCCGAGCAAGGUGUAUGUAAUUAACUUUGAGAUUCGAUCGCUGCGAGAUAGUCGAGCAUUGAUUGAGAAGGUUGGAAUUGAAGAUGCAUCUCAGUUCAUAGAGGACAAUCCACACCCCCGACUUUGGCGCUUGCUGGCCGAAGCGGCUCUUCAGAAACUCGAUUUGCACACUGCAGAGCAAGCAUUUGUGCGCUGCAAGGACUACCAAGGCAUUAAGUUUGUCAAGUCCCUGGGCAAUCUGCAGACUGAGUCUAUGAAGCAGGCUGAAGUCGCUGCCUACUUUGGCAGGUUCGAAGAAGCUGAGCGAAUGUACCUUGACAUGGACAGAAGAGAUCUCGCUAUUGGCCUCCGGCUGAAACUGGGAGAUUGGUUUAGAGUCCUCCAACUCUUGAAAACUGGAUCUGGUGAUGCAGAUGACAGCCUGCUUGAACAAGCCCACAAUGCCAUAGGAGACUACUUUGCUGACCGACAAAAAUGGCUAAAUGCUGUGCAAUAUUAUGUACAAGGCCGGAACCAGGAACGCUUAGCAGAGUGUUAUUACAUGUUAGAGGAUUAUGAAGGAUUGGAAAAUCUUGCCAAUUCACUUCCAGAAAACCACAAGUUGCUUCCAGAAAUAGCACAAAUGUUUGUGAGAGUUGGAAUGUGUGAGCAAGCAGUGACUGCAUUUUUGAAGUGUAGCCAACCGAAGGCAGCAGUAGACACCUGCGUGCAUCUCAACCAAUGGAAUAAGGCUGUUGAAUUGGCUAAAAGUCAUAGUAUGAAAGAAAUUGGAUCACUGUUAGCUAGAUAUGCAUCUCAUUUAUUGGAAAAGAAUAAAACUCUUGAUGCUAUAGAACUGUAUCGGAAAGCCAAUUACUUUUAUGAUGCCGCUAAACUGAUGUUUAAGAUUGCAGAUGAAGAGGCAAAGAAAAGAACUAAACCUUUGCGUGUCAAGAAGCUCUAUGUGCUGUCAGCUUUACUUAUAGAGCAGUACCAUGAACAAAUGAAGAAUGCCCAACGAGGAAAAGUUAAAGGAAAGAAUUCUGAGGCCACUUCCGCCUUGGCUGGAUUGCUGGAAGAGGAAGUCCUGUCUACCAGUAGUCGGUUCACAGAUAACCCUUGGAGAGGGGCUGAAGCUUACCACUUCUUUAUCCUGGCCCAGAGGCAGCUCUAUGAGGGAAACAGUGACACUGCAUUGAAGACAGCUCUUCACCUAAGAGACUAUGAAGACAUCAUCCCUGCUGUUGAGAUCUACUCUUUGUUAGCACUUUGUGCGUGUACCAGUAGAGCCUUUGGGACUUGUUCUAAAGCUUUCGUAAAGCUUGAAUCUUUAGAGAGCCUGAGUUUUGAACAGAAACAGCAGUAUGAAGAUCUUGCUAUGGAAAUCUUCACCAAACACAUGCCAAAAGACAACAGAAAAUCAGAACUGGACAGCUUUCUCGAAGGGGAGGAAGAGAAAUUACCUACGUGUGUUGCCACAGGGAGCCCAAUCACUGAGUAUCAAUUCUGGAUGUGCAAUGUCUGCAAGCACUGUGUUCAGGCUCAGGAAAUUAGCAAAUACAGCUUCUGUCCCUUAUGUCACAGUCCUGUGGGAUAAAGGACACAUUGCUUAUAAUUGGAACACAGAUGUAGUGUGUUCCAAUACAGCUCUAACUGUAUAUAUGGUUGACUUUAAUAGCCUUCAUGUGAAAAUCAGCAUCAUUAUUUCAGAGUUGGAUCUUUUAAACAAAUUUAUGUAUAUACCUGUCUAAACACAUAUUAAGUUAUACUUCUAGAAAUUUAACUAUGAAAUAAUGAUGAUUAUUUUUAUUAAAAAAAUGGACAUUUAUGUUAUUUACUUUAUGUUUAUAAUCUUGUGGUUGCUAGAUGAUACUAUGAAAAUAUUCCAAGUAGAAUCUUUUCCCUUAUAGUUUCAAGGUGCCUAAUUUAUUGCAAACUCUUGGAACAGAGGAGCAAGCAUGAAAAUGAGAUAAAGUUGAAUUUAGAAAACUGACAAUCUCUAUUAGGAGGUUAAACAAUUUUCAUAAGAAAUCAGUUCUAUCUCAGAUGUAUUUAAUUAAAUAGAUAGUGAAUGUCAUCUAUAUUUUAUUUUCAAAAGAAAUGUUUUUACAAUAUGAAUGAAUUGUUUCUAAGAGCCUUAUUUUUGUAUAACUUUUUCUAACCCUUUUAGUAUCUAAGACAUAGAAUCUGAUAUUUACUCUUUAUAUUAUUAUAUAAACCUUUUCUCUAUGACAUACAUUUUUGUUUCAUAUACAAUCUACAUUUUGUAAUAUUUUCAGUUAAAACAUUGCCCAGGUUGGAUGCUUCGUUUAAACAACUCUUGGGCUGUGGGGAGUGUUUUUCCCUUGAAAUGCAUGUUUUGAUUUAGUGUCAUCAAACAAAAAGAAAAAUUGUAAUCAGUAAUGGGUAAUUUUUACUUGUUUUGUAUUGCUAAUAAUCUCCAUUUAUUUCUCAUGAA
Molecule: messenger RNA, 4482 nt
Organism: Sorex fumeus (smoky shrew)
Lineage: Eukaryota; Metazoa; Chordata; Mammalia; Eulipotyphla; Soricidae
Gene: WDR35
Product: WD repeat domain 35
Exons: 27
Coding region: 109-3621 (1170 amino acids)
Biological process (GO): intraciliary retrograde transport; protein localization to cilium; non-motile cilium assembly
Cellular component (GO): non-motile cilium; intraciliary transport particle A
Molecular function (GO): protein binding
Source: RefSeq, a predicted model, not a curated record